This is a messenger RNA of Anopheles funestus (African malaria mosquito), 2286 nucleotides long. Its product is annotated as pancreatic lipase-related protein 2-like. Gene Ontology annotation, molecular function: lipase activity. The transcript is spliced from 4 exons. Lineage: Eukaryota; Metazoa; Arthropoda; Insecta; Diptera; Culicidae. The record is from RefSeq and is a predicted model, not a curated record. Bases 1172 to 2149 code for a protein of 325 amino acids. Gene Ontology annotation, biological process: lipid metabolic process.
AUGAAGCUAACGAAGAGCUGAGGCAAACUAAUUUCGCAACAGGGGAUCCAAUCACAACUGAAAUGCAGGUCAAGUUCCCAUUCUAUUCCGUCCAUUUAAUAGUUGGGGUGUUUAGAUUGAAUUGUAACGCUCAACUACUUGUUCCACCGGGAAGUUUCCUAUUUUCAUUACGAAAUGGCAUGCUGCUGAUCAUUAGCGAAUGCUUGCAGUGGGCAGGUAGCUAGAAUUGUUUGCUGUUAACCAUAUGAUGUGUCUACUGAUGCGACAUGUCGCCGUCAACUUCCGAUACGAUCGUUCACUCCGUCACGUGUACGUAUCUCGCUCGCGCGGCUGCCACAAUCGCCGGCGGGAAACAGAAUGUGCUUAUCGUUUGUGUGUUUGUGUCUACCUAUGUACGGUUCAGUCCAUUCCAAUCGUACCAGACACCGGAACACGCUACGCUGUUUGAAAUUUUGAAAACACACAACAAAAAAAGACAACGUUACGGUCCCGGGUCCGCGAUUCAUCUGCGAAGCUGCACGAUUGGCGCUUUUACACUGAAAGCCCAUAAAACUACCUUAAUCUGUAGUCCAAAAAACCGAUUCCCCACUAUGGCUAAGGGAAAGGUAAAUUUCGCCAAAUCUUAACCAGACCAACCAAAGCAGCCGAAAAAGAGCCGGGAAGAAAGUGCGUCCGGAGGAAACUCCGGUCGCCGAAAUGUCGCUCUGUGGCGAAAGCGAAACAUUGGGUGAUUUUUUUUUUGUUGCGAUAUGAUUGUAAAGUUGCGACUCGAAAUACAAACAGUUCCGCACGACAAGUUGAAGCGGUGUGUUGUGAUUUCAGUAGGGUGCACUUUCUGGUGCCUAACAGUGGUGUACUACCGAACGUUUUGGGCGAUAACAUUACUAAGUCGUCCAACGAAGUGCAAUUAUAAAUGCAACUACGAUUUGCUGUAUUCCUGAAGCUUGGCGAACGCACGAGAAAAGGUCCCGUCAACCAACAAAAAACGGUGGGUGCAUUUUUAAAAUACAAAGCAAAUCAUUCUGCAUCAGCAACAAGUACGCCCUCCUGCUGGUAGUACACUACCGACCGCAUAAAACGCAUCGCAUCGUAGCGUGACUACACCAGUCGGUGAUACGACGUUCCGGCUAGAGUACUAAAACGUUGGUGAACUUUUUAUAAGUUGUCGAAAAUGGUUCAAAGUGACUGGUGCUGCCCAAUGCUUACCCUGGUGGUAUUGAUUGGUGCGUACGUUCUUCACGGAGAAGCCGGUGACAGUGACCUAAAUGAGGUACGCAUUGGAUUCGGUACAUCGUUCAGUGCACGGCGCGAUGUACGGUUUCAUCUCUACACAACGCUGAACCGGGCGGACGCUCAUGUAUUCUCGAUCGACACGGUGGACACGUUGAUGCGUUCGUUCUACAAUUCUAGCCAUCCCGUCAGAAUAAUUAUUCACGGAUGGUUUAACAAUGCUACCUCGUUGGUGAUACAGGGGAUAAAGGAUGCGUACCUAGAUGCCGACAGUUACAACGUGAUCGGUGUCGAUUGGGGUGUUGGUGCCAGUGAAUCCUAUUUCCGUGCCGCCCAGUAUACGAUCGCGGUUGGUUUGGUGGUAGCGGAUCUGGUCAAUCAGCUCGUACGCUCGAACAUGACCGACAUAGGAAGACUUUACCUGGUCGGUCACAGUCUGGGUGCGCACAUCGCAGGUAAUGCGGGUCACUCGCUCAAAACGCAACAGCUCGCGGUGAUCUAUGGGCUCGAUCCUGCGUCGAUCAAUUUCUUCCAGGAUGAGCCAGACUCGCGCCUCAGCCCAGAUGAUGCUGCGUACGUGGAAGUUAUUCAUACCAACACACAGUUUUCCGGAUACCCAGCCCCACUCGGACAUGUGGAUUUCUACAUGAACUAUGGCCGAAAGCAACCGGGUUGUAAAACCGACGUCUGUAGCCAUGGACGCUCAACGGAGUACUUCAUCGAAUCGUUAACGAACGCAACCAAAGGGUUCUGGGGUGUUCGGUGUACCGAUUACAAUGAGAUCCGUCAGCGGACGUGCUACAACAUCAAGCAGCAAACACUGAUGGGAGGUGAAUUUUGGCAGAAAAACAUUACCGCUGGAGUGUACACGGUCGAAACGUUGGCUGAAUCACCGUAUGCGAUGGGUUACGUUCACUGAGUUAACGGGUAGGAAAUGGCUCAGUUUAAUCAAUCUUAUGUCACCUUAAGGUACAGUGAUGAGAAGGCAAAAAAUAAAUAACAACAAUAGAGUUGUGGAGGCCCAAAAAUAAAGCACAUAGAAUGAUAAUGCAGUAA